Symbiodinium pilosum is the source of this 154-nucleotide messenger RNA. NCBI's taxonomy places the organism in Eukaryota, Dinophyceae, Suessiales, Symbiodiniaceae. The record is from the annotation of a GenBank genome assembly.
GUCGUGGACGCUGGUUAUGGCCAAAUUGCCUUGCACAACGCGGCCAGCAACCGUUUCAUCAAGAUGGGCAGCGACAUGAUUCGCUCGCCUACAAAGAACUGGAAUGAGUUGCCUGGUGGCUGGAGUGCGGAGCGCUUCACGGUCAUCGACGCAG